This is a messenger RNA of Sporisorium graminicola, 5067 nucleotides long. RefSeq lists its product as uncharacterized. Gene Ontology annotation, cellular component: endoplasmic reticulum. The transcript has a single exon. Gene Ontology annotation, molecular function: UDP-glucose:glycoprotein glucosyltransferase activity. The record is from RefSeq and is a predicted model, not a curated record. The coding region runs from base 1 to 5067 and encodes 1688 amino acids. NCBI's taxonomy places the organism in Eukaryota, Fungi, Basidiomycota, Ustilaginomycetes, Ustilaginales, Ustilaginaceae.
AUGCGGGCUCUGCCACUGCUCAGCGUCGGCUGGGCAUGGCUCGCUCUCGCCCUCGCCCUUGCCAUCCCUUCAACCACCGUCCAUGCCGAAUCGCCCCCCGUCAAAGUGCAAUUGCGCGCUUCGUGGUCCAAAAUCCGAUUACCCAGCGGCGGCUCAUCAUUCCUGCUGGAGCUGCUCGAGGCAGCGCGAUCACAACGCCCUUCUAGCUUCUUUCCGUUGCUCGAGCUGCUCACGACCAAAUACACGGCUACCGAGCUGCGAGAGGCCACUGACGAAUGGCUGGCCAGUACGGUGCAAGACCUGAUCGAAUCGCACAAGUUGUUCGGAGCAUCGAGCACGAUUGCAGAUGAAGCGCUCGAAACAUGGCAUAUGUCUCUGGCACUGAGCAACAGCAGUCCAAGGAUUCAGGCUCUCGUCCAGCUUUACAGCACACUGCAGAUGGACGAGAUAUGGAAGAAAGGUUCGAAAGAUGAAUCGUGCAUCAGCUGGGUCCAUUUCCAGGAUCGUGUCUUGUGUUCGGGCGAGGAAGUCCGGCAGGCUACCCGAGACGCCAUGCCUGCGACAUUGGUACACGAUCCAAGCCGGGAGGUGUCGCUCGGCCAUUCUCGCAGCAGCAGCAGCAGCAGCAGCAGCAGCAGCAGCACAGAUAGCAAAGCAGCCACGCAAUCCUUUGUGCUGUACGCCGACCCAUUCUCCGACAACUUCUAUGAUCUUUUCUCCGCUCUCGAAGAGCAUGUCAAUCAGUCAGAUGCCAACUUGACUUACACCUUGCGUUGGAGGCCUUCCUUUACGAACUCCGCACCGUUGUCCGAAGUGGAACAAACCACGCUCCUUUCUGGCUACGGAGCCAUCCUCGACCUCAAGAAAGUAGACUAUCUCGUGAUCGAUGACCGGAAGCUCAAGGACGACAGCGACAUCGGCGACGUCGGCAUCUCGGCGAGCUCGCAGAGCGAAGACGGCGCCGCGGCAAAACAAGCCGCAGACGAGGCUCGAUGGCUUCGCGACCAGAUCGGUGCCGCCUCAAGCGCCGGUGGAGUCGCGCUAUCGUCGCUCUCUGACGAUCAGAUUGCCGACCUGGGGAUCAAGGCAGCGCGACUUAUCAUGGACUCCUCGGACCCGAUGCGGGCGUUGCAAGAACUUUCGCAGAACUUUCCGCUGCACGCAGCUGGUUUGGCACAGACGACAAAGUGGGACGAUGCCGACCGGUCCGCAGCAUUGGUGGACGCGGUACUGAAUCUGGCCAGCAUGCGUAUCGAGCCAGGACACUCGGAUCUGUGGCUCAACGGGCAAAGUACGAGCACCCGCGAUUUCAUGCCGCUGACGCUGCUAGAGACGUUGCGCAAGGAACGUGGCUGGAACCACGCGCUGCAGCAUCCUCUCGCGGGCGGGGGACUCAAUGUGACCGAAGCGAGCGAUCUCAUCUCGUCCAGCUUGGUGGGUCGAGCCUUCCUCGCUCAGGCAGACACCAAUGCAGCCGCAGCGAUCUUUGACGCCAGCGACCGCAUCGAAGUCAAGGACGCACCCGCAGGCACGCAGGCCGGCGGUGCGAUCACCUGGUUGAACGAUCUCGAAACGGACGCGGCGACGAGCGAAUGGUCGAGCGAUCUGAUGGAUUUGCUGCGCCCCAUGUGGCCGGGCAAGUUCCCGCGCCUGUCGUUGAACCUGUUCAAUGUCGUGCUCGUGCUGGAUCUGAGUCAGAAGGACACCUGCCGCUUCCUGUCCGACACGGUAAUCCAGAGUUUGGGCCGUGUGGGAUUGCAUUGGGGCCUGGUACCCGGUGGGCUGGAAGACGAGGUGGCUGGCGACUCUGUCCGUAUGGCGCGGCUACUCUGGUUCUUGCUCGAUCAUGCGAGUGCUCAGGUCGCCUCUGAUGUGCUGCGAAAGGCGGCGGCCAGCAGUGCUGGUUCUGCGGGCGCACUCGAUGUCUCACUCGCUGUCAAAGAAGCCAAAUUCACACUGAAGGGUAUCGACGCCGACGGCUCACUCUCCUCCAAACUCGAUGCGGCCCUCGCCGGCACUGACCCCACCUACACCCAGAGAGAAGCCUUGAGCAGAGCAUACAUCAAGCGCCUGCGCGCGACCCGAAAAGAAAGCGCGAGCGGCCAUGUCUUCAUCAACGGUCAGCACCAACCGUUCCACCCGCAGAUCGUCCACGUCCUCCACCAGGCGAUCCAGGAGCAGAUCCAGGUGCUGGCGCCCCAGAUCUACUACGGGCAGAUCAGCAGCAGUACACCUGGGCUCGAUACGUUCUUUUACGACGCGGUGGGCGCGCUGUCGUUCCGGUCGGCGCUGGUUGCCGGUGGCGGUGGUGGUGAGGAUGGCGAGGGUGCGAAACAUAGUGCGGUGGAUCUGUUCUCGGUGUUGGUGGAUGAUACGGUUGAAACGGCAACGGUGGAGAAGGUGUGGAACUUUUUCUACCCUGCUGCGUCGACGGGUCUGCUCAACUCGACGGUCUGGGUCUUCGCUGACUUGGAUAGUGAGGAUGGGUUGGUAUUGCUGAGUCGGUCUUUCGAGGCGCUCGCAAAGGAGGAUGCCAGGUUCAGACUCGGGGUGUUGCACGUUCCAUCGACGGGGCUAGGCGCAGACACUCGCGAUAGCUCUGUAUCGACGCUGCUGUACCGCCUGCUUGCCGAAGGGUAUACCGAAAAGUUCUCUCCGACGGAGGUGCUGGACGUGCUCAAGAAAGCGCACGACGGUCCCCACCAGUUGGAAGGCGCAUUGGGCUUGACGGCUGGUGGUGCAGAUUUCACACAAAAAGCUCGUCAAUUCUGGCAGAGUAUCGGCUCCAUCGUGGCCUCGAAACUUGACAUCUCCGAAGACGGUCCAGCGAUCCUGGUCGACGGCCACCUGGUUUCAAAGCUCGACGUGUUCUCCAUCGAAGCUCGCGACAUUACCGCGCUCGUAGAGUACGAAGCGGGUCAAAAGCUGCCGUAUAUCAUGCAAGCGCUCGCUCUUCUUCGCUCUGACAUCGACUCGAUGCCCAUCCACCAGCGUCAGGACCUCGUCUUUGCCGCGCUGUCCGUGAUGAACGGCGUCUACGACCAAGGCGGUGCGGGUCAGGGGAUGUUCACAUCCAAAGCCAGCUCUCGAUCCGGCCUCCCCGAGCAACUGGGCACGUCCGACCACGUGUUCGAGAUCGGCGACCGCGCCACGGCCGAUGUGCGCAUCACGCUGCUGCUCGACCCGCUCUCCGAGGCGGCGCAGCGGUGGUCGAGUACCUUGGUGAUGCUACGAGAGCUCCGGGGGGUGUAUCUGCGCGUGAUCCUGAACCCGCAGAUCAAGCUGCGCGAGCUGCCGCUGAAACGGUUCUACCGCUUCAGUGCGCCGCAUGCGCUCGCGUUCGACAGCGCAGGCAGAGCGAUCGCCCCCGAGCUGCGCUUCUUCGACAUGCCCGAGGACGCGGUGCUGACGCUCGGGCUGGAUGCACCGGCGCCGUGGCUGACCAUGCCGAUGGAAGCCGUGUACGAUCUGGACAACAUCCGGCUGGCGGACGUGCCGUCGAGCUCGCGCGCCAAAGGCGUCAAGGCGGUCUACGAGCUCAAGCACAUUCUGAUCGAGGGGCAUGCGAGGCAGGAGAGCCCCACCGCCUCCUCGGCAGUGACGGUCCCGCGUGGGCUGCAGCUCCUGCUGGAGACGCCCGAUGGCAGCACGAAGCUGGAUACGAUUGUGAUGGCGAAUCUGGCAUAUUUCCAGUUCAAGGCUCAGCCGGGGCUGUGGAGGUUGAGGAUCCGAGGCGGGCGCAGCGACGAGCUGUACGAGAUGCAGAGUGUUGGAGGCGAGGGGUGGAACAGCCCGCCUGUGGAGGUGACGGGCGAGCAUCUGGUGCUUGAUACGCUGAGCGGGUUGACGCUGUAUCCUCGAGUGGCGAAGCGGAGGGGGAAGGAGAGGGAGGAGUUGCUGGAGGAGCUGGAUGCGCAGGGGCGACCGAUCAAGAAGCAGCGGGGCAGUGCGGUGCGGGCUGAAGGGGGUCUAGCUGCCUCAGCCGGGCAGAUGUUCCUAUCCGCCAAAGACAAAGUUGCUUCCCUGGCGCGGUCCGUCGCGUCCGGCACGGCUUCGCCCUCCAGCGCAGCAACAACGCGUGCGCACGCAGACAUCAACAUCUUCACGGUCGCCAGCGGACACCUGUACGAGCGCAUGACGUACAUCAUGAUCCUGUCGGUUCUCAAACACACGACGAGCAGCGUCAAGUUUUGGUUUAUCGAGAACUUCCUCUCGCCGUCAUUCAAAGAGUUCAUCCCGCACCUGGCGGCCGAGUACGGGUUCGAGUACGAGCUGGUCACGUAUGCGUGGCCGCACUGGCUGCGCGCACAGACGGAAAAGCAGCGCACCAUCUGGGGGUACAAGAUUUUGUUCCUCGACACGCUGUUUCCCUUGGACCUGGGCAAAGUCAUCUUUGUCGAUGCGGAUCAAGUUGUGCGCACGGACAUGCGCGAGCUGGUGGAGCUUGAUCUGCAGGGCAACGUGUACGGCUACCCACCCAUGGGCGACGAUAGCGAAGACAUGGACGGCUUCCGCUUCUGGAAACAGGGCUACUGGAAAGACUACCUGCGCGGCCGACCGUAUCACAUCUCGGCGCUGUACGUCGUCGACCUGCACCGCUUCCGCCUCUUCGCCGCCGGCGACCGCCUCCGCGGCCAGUACCAGGCCCUCUCCGCAGACCCGCACAGCCUCAGCAACCUCGACCAGGACCUGCCGAACAACAUGCAGGCCAGCCUGCCCAUCUUCACGCUGCCCAAGGAGUGGCUCUGGUGCGAAACCUGGUGCUCCCACGCCUGGCUCCCCGACGCAAAGACCAUCGACCUCUGCUCCAACCCCAAGACCAAGGAGCCCAAGCUCGACCGCGCCAAGCGCCAAAUCCCCGAGUGGACCGUGUACGACCAGGAGGUCGCCAGGCUCGCCCAGCGCUUGGUCCAGGAGCAGAAGGUGGGCAAGAGCGUCGUUGCGCCCGAUAGCCAGGUCGAAGCCAAAGCGGGCAGGCAGCAAGAGGAAGAGCAAGGGAAAGGCAACACUGACGCACACGCAGACACAGAUACAGACACAGACGCACAUGUCCACGACGAGCUCUGA